Molecule: messenger RNA, 3760 nt
Organism: Actinia tenebrosa (Australian red waratah sea anemone)
Lineage: Eukaryota; Metazoa; Cnidaria; Anthozoa; Actiniaria; Actiniidae
Product: ATP-dependent chromatin remodeler CHD1L
Biological process (GO): chromatin remodeling; DNA repair
Molecular function (GO): DNA helicase activity; ATP binding
Source: RefSeq, a predicted model, not a curated record
UCAAAAGUAAAGUGAUUUUACUGAAUACUUGUAAACUUAUGAACAGCAUUAAGAAUAGAUUGGAUCGAUUGAAGGGAAAUGCAUUGGAUAGAAUUGCUCAAGCCAAGCUAGACGAAUUUGGGUUGAGAGGGAUUACUUUACGUCCUUACCAACUCGAUGGGGUGACGUUUUUGAGGAGAAGCUAUGAUGACAGGCAUGGCUGUAUACUUGGCGAUGAGAUGGGAUUAGGCAAGACCAUACAGGUCAUCUCAACUUUAUUACAUCUCAAAGGAUCAAAAGAUGUACAAGGUCCAUUUUUGAUUCUGUGUCCUUUGUCUGUUUUGUCAAACUGGGGAUCUGAGUUUGAAAGGUUCACAAGAGACCUCAAGGUUGUAAGUCUUUUUGGUGACAAAGAUAAGAGAGAAGAAAUAAAACAUUCAAUUAAAUGUCAAAUCCAUAAACAGGAUGUUAAUAGGAAAAUGCCUGCAAUAAAUGUUGUUCUUACCACAUAUGAGAUUUGUAUUCGAGAGGUAGCAUUUCUGCGCAAUUUUCACUGGAAAGCCUUAAUUGUGGAUGAAGCUCACAGAUUGAAAAAUUCAAAAUCAUUGCUACAUCAGGAGCUGAGUCAGUUUAACAAGGAUUUCAUAGUUUUGUUGACAGGGACUCCAGUUCAAAACAACUUAAAUGAGUUGUAUUCACUUUUGUCAUUUGUUGCACCUUCAAUAUUUGAUCCUGACUUGGAAGAAGCAUUCUUGGAAACAUUUGCUGAUGUUGAGACCUCUUCAGGAAGAAACAGUGACCUGCAAUAUCUUCUGUCACCAUUUCUUCUUCGACGUGUCAAACUAGAAGUGAUGAGUGAUCUUCCACAGAAGUCAGAGGUCAUCCUUUAUACAGGAAUGACAGAAUUACAAAAGAAAUACUACAAAGCUAUUCUUACUAAAGACUUAGGAGCUUUUUCUAAUGAGAGUUCAAAUAAAUCACAGCUAAAGAAUACACUUGUUCAUCUCAGGAAGUGUGUCAAUCAUCCAUAUUUGUUUGAUGGAGUUGAACCUGAGCCAUUUGUUCUGGGAGAUCAUCUAAUCAAUGCCAGUGGAAAACUCCAAUUACUGGACCAACUCCUCUCAUUCUUACACAAAAGGAACCACAAAGUGCUUGUAUUUUCCCAGAUGACAAGAGUGCUAGACAUAUUGCAGGAUUAUCUCGGUUAUAGAGGUUUUACCUACGAACGUCUGGAUGGCUCUGUGCGCGGGGAGGAAAGAUAUCUCGCAAUACGAAAYUUUAAUGAAACGGAAGACACUUUUGUUUUCUUGCUCAGCACUAAAGCAGGUGGCCAGGGCCUCAACCUCACUUCAGCAGAUACUGUUAUAUUUUUUUCAAGUAUUACUCCUGAGAUGAAUCAAAUUUUAGAAGGCAAUUUACAGCUUUCAGAUAUCCUGAAAUUUGGUUUGGACAAGCUGUUUGAUUCAGAAGAAAAAAUAAUAACGGAAAAAGACUACGAAAGGAUACUUGGCAAAAGUGCUAAUGGUGAAUGGGUGGUAGAAGAUGAAAGAGAAGCAGAAGAGAAUGAAGAAGAAGAGGAAGAAAUGGAAGUGGAAGAAAAUGAACCAAACCAAGUUGAAAGCAUGUAUGUCUAUGAAGGACACGACUAUUCCAAGGAAAACAUCGAACGUGACAAAGCUGCCUUCGAUAAAAUGGUGGCUGAUAUGCUUGAAGAGGUCACAAGUUCUGAACGAGCUCGUCGUACUGUCGCUAGAUUUCAGCCGCUGUCAUUUGAUUUACCAACAAGAAAACGAAAAGUUUUAACGCCAGAGGAGCUGAAGGAAAGACGAAAAAAACGAGAAGAGGAUGCAGCCAAGAGAGCAAAACUGAAAGAACAGAAAGAACAAAUGAAAGAAGAGGCUAGAAAAAGGAAAUUAGAGACGUUGUGGCGAGAAAACGACUACAUCUCAUUGAACAUUACACUAAAUGAGAAGGAAGAGAAGGAAGAGGAAGAGGAGGAAGAAAUGAGCGAUGAAGAAGAAGAAGAAGACAAAUUAGAUAUUCAAUACGUUAAUGGUGACGUCACACAGCCUAUCAAUGCCACAGGCAACCCAACCAUUAUUGUACACACUGUUGACGAUUCAGGUUACUGGGGAAGUGGUGGCGUUUUUACUGCAAUCUCUCGUCGUUCAAAAAAACCAGAGGAACAUUACGAGCUGGCUGGUGAGAUGAAAGAUCUUCACCUUGGCGAUGCACAUCUCAUACCAUUCGCUGAGGACGACCAAAAAGAUAGCAAUAGCUAUUUGUCAUUGAUUGUUGCUCAAUCACGUGAUAGACAUCAUCGUCUUUUGCCCAUGAAUCUAUCAGCUUUGAGUGAAGGACUGGAACGCGUGUCUCAAGCUGCUAAAGAUUUGAAAGCAUCAGUUCACUUGCCGCGCAUUGGUCAUUCAACACCAAGCUUCAACUGGUAUGGCACUGAAAGACUCAUUAGGAAGCACCUAGCUGCCACAGGGAUCCCAACGUUUAUAUAUUAUUUCCCAAGAAAACAGUCUUCAUCAACAUCAAGGCCCAGUACUUCAUCCACUGUAAACACCAGUGACAAAAUCGAUAUCUCUACAACGAGACCUCAUCGAAGCCAAGAUGAACCAACGCCGAAAAAAAAUAAAAAGGACUCGCUUCCACGACCGUUGCCCGAUUUCUUCUCGGGUGUUCGGGUUUUCUUUGAUGAUGUUCCGAAGGACCGAGUAAAACUACUCAGCCGUUAUGUGAUUGCAUAUGACGGGGACGUGCAAUCUUAUAUGGAUGAAAACAUUACUCAUGUUAUUUGUAGCAAUGAGGAUUCCAAACUGACAGACAUUCCAUCUCAAGGCACCAAUAUUGUGACAGCAAAGUGGUUAGAGGACAGUAUCAAAAAACAGAGACUACUGGACACCACGAUAUACUCAAUCAACACCUUAUAGUCGUCGGUUCGUAACCUUCUACAUGGAUUAUCUCGACAUUUGCACGGUGGACCUUAUUCUUCUUGGUGCAAUGUUUUCCCAUUUCAGACCACGGUUCAUUCCCUUCAUUAUCAUUUCUUUGUUUAAUGGUUGUGUAUGAGAAGACGCAUGAAUAUGCCUGGAUACAACUAAAACAAAGAAUCUUAUUCUCAAGAAAACGACACGUGGUCUGUAAUGGGAAACACUGCGCCAAGACGAAUCAAGUCUAUCAUAAAUAAAUUCUUGGUGGUAGUUUUAAAACGACGGAUCGUCGAGAAAAGUUUCGCAUCUUAAUGUUUUAAACAUAAAUUAUAAAUCUGUUGUUUAACAGCGACUUGCCAAUCGUAUGAUUUCAUCCAUCAAAAAUACACAAUUUUGAACUUUCCGCAAAUAUUUUUUUCUUUUGAAGAAGCCUUGUGAAAUCAGAAUUGGGUGUUUUGUGAAUUGUGGUAAGGAUGGCGAUAAUUUUCGUGACAAUAUAUCUCUUAUUUGCAUUAUAACCAACAUUGUGAAAGUAAUUUCUGUGGUUGUACAAUGAAGUUCCAUUACACAAUGUUCUAAAAUUCUAUUACUUUUUCCUUUGUUGAGGGGUAAAUUCAGCUUAUAAAUAAUGGAUGACAUUGCCACUAUAACGUCAUGUCUUCUCUUUUCAAAAGACCUCUACCGCGUUCUAUUUUUGAUUAAGAUUUUCGUUUGAAGUUAAAAAGAUUUUUAUUGUUUUUUGAUUCAUUUUAGAGUACCUAGAAAGGAAAAAAUCUCGAUUUUCAAUUUACUCAUAAAUUUUAAUAGAAUUUUGAAGCGAAUUAAAAUUUAGGUACUUGUUU